AUGGACGAUGGAGUAAACACUGACGAGGAGGUUGUCCAGUUUGUUGACAAAUAUAUUUCGUCUGAGAACUUGGAGGAAGUCCAAGAUCAACUGGACGAUGACAUCUUGGAGGAUGCAUGGGGCUUGCUCUGCCCAGAGCAGGAGGCGGAGAGGCUGGAGACGAGGGAGGAGUACAGGGAGAUGUUAGAGGCGAUGGGCUCUGAGCAUGAGCAAGACCCCAUUCCAGACUUGGCUGUAAGGAAUGAGCAAAUCGGCGCGCAGAGGAGGAGGCAGACGCGUACCCCUGCAGACCUGACAGGUUCUACCCGCAUAGAGCCAGAAGAAGAGCAAGCCAACAAACGAGGCGAGAAGCGGCGACAGUUCCCCCUUAAACUUGCGUGGGCCUGUACAGUUCAUAAGGUCAAGAGUCUGGGUGUCAUCCUCGACAGUUCACUCUCCUUCCAAUCUCACAUCAAUAAUAUCUCUCGGUCCGCCUACUUCCACCUGCGCAAUAUGUCUCGUCUCCGCCCCCUCUCUCACCCCCCACACCAUCCUCGUCUCCGCCCCUCUCUCACCCCCCACACCACCCUCGUCUCCGCCCCUCUCUCACCCCCCACACCAUCCUCGUCUCCGCCCCUCUCUCACCCCCCACACCACCCUCGUCUCCGCCCCUCUCUCACCCCCACACCACCCUCGUCUCCGCCCCUCUCUCACCCCCCACACCAUCCUCGUCUCCGCCCCUCUCUCACCCCCCACACCACCCUCGUCUCCGCCCCUCUCUCACCCCCCACACCACCCUCGUCUCCGCCCCUCUCUCACCCCCCACACCAUCCUCGUCUCCGCCCCUCUCUCACCCCCCACACCACCCUCGUCUCCGCCCCUCUCUCACCCCCCACACCACCCUCGUCUCCGCCCCUCUCUCACCCCCCACACCACCCUCGUCUCCGCCCCUCUCUCACCCCCCACACCACCCUCGUCUCCGCCCCUCUCUCACCCCCCACACCACCCUCGUCUCCGCCCCUCUCUCACCCCCCACACCACCCUCGUCUCCGCCCCUCUCUCACCCCCCACACCACCCUCGCCUCCGCCCCUCUCUCACCCCCCACACCACCACCACCCUCGUCUCCGCCCCUCUCUCACCCCCCACACCACUCUCGCCUCCGCCCCUCUCUCACCCCCCACACCACCCUCGUCUCCGCCCCUCUCUCACCCCCCACACCACCCUCGUCUCCGCCCCUCUCUCACCCCCCACACCACCCUCGUCUCCGCCCCUCUCUCACCCCCCACACCACCCUCGUCUCCGCCCCUCUCUCACCCCCCACACCAUCCUUGUCUCCGCCCCUCUCUCACCCCCCACACCACCCUCGUCUCCGCCCUCUCUCUCACCCCCCACACCAUCCUCGUCUCCGCCCCUCUCUCACCCCCCACACCACCCUCGUCUCCGCCCCUCUCUCACCCCCCACACCACCCUCGCCUCCGCCCCUCUCUCACCCCCCACACCACCACCACCCUCGUCUCCGCCCCUCUCUCACCCCCCACACCACCCUCGUCUCCGCCCCUCUCUCACCCCCCACACCACCCUCGUCUGCGCCCCUCUCUCACCCCCCACACCACUCUCGCCUCCGCCCCUCUCUCACCCCCCACACCACCCUCGUCUCCGCCCCUCUCUCACCCCCCACACCACCCUCGUCUCCGCCCCUCUCUCACCCCCCACACCACCCUCGUCUCCGCCCCUCUCUCACCCCCCACACCACCCUCGUCUCCGCCCCUCUCUCACCCCCACACCACCCUCGUCUCCGCCCCUCUCUCACCCCCCACACCACCCUCGUCUCCGCCCCUCUCUCACCCCCCACACCAUCCUCGUCUCCGCCCCUCUCUCACCCCCCACACAACCCUCGUCUCCGCCCCUCUCUCACCCCCCACACCACCCUCGUCUCCGCCCCUCUCUCACCCCCCACACCACCCUCGUCUCCGCCCCUCUCUCACCCCCCACACAACCCUCGUCUCCGCCCCUCUCUCACCCCCCACACCACCCUCGUCUCCGCCCCUCUCUCACCCCCCACACCACCCUCGUCUCCGCCCCUCUCUCACCCCCCACACCACCCUCGUCUCCGCCCCUCUCUCACCCCCUACACCACCCUCGUCUCCGCCCCUCUCUCACCCCCCACACCACCCUCGUCUCCGCCCCUCUCUCACCCCCCACACCACCCUCGUCUCCGCCCCUCUCUCACCCCCCACACCACCCUCGUCUCCGCCCCUCUCUCACCCCCCACACCACCCUCGUCUCCGCCCCUCUCUCACCCCCUACACCACCCUCGUCUCCGCCCCUCUCUCACCCCCCACACCACCCUCGUCUCCGCCCCUCUCUCACCCCCCACACCACCCUCAGCACUUCACAACCUGCUCCUCCUCCACUUAUCUGACCUCCUCCACCCUGCCACUCCUGCUCCUCCUCCACCCUGCCACUCCUGCUCCUCCUCCACCCUGGUCCUCCUCCACCCUGCCACUCCUGCUCCUCCUCCACCCUGCCACUCCUGCUCCUCCUCCACCCUGCCAUUCCUGCUCCUCCUCCACCCUGCCACUCCUGCUCCUCCUCCACCCUGCCACUCCUGCUCUUCCUCCACCCUGCCACUCCUGCUCCUCCUCCACCCUGUCACUCCUGCUCCUCCUCCACUCUGCCACUUCUGCUCCUCCUCCACCCUGUCACUCCUGCUCCUCCUCCACCCUGUCACUCCUGGUCCUCCUCCAUCCUGCCACUCCUGCUCCUCCUCCACCCUGCCACUCCUGCUCCUCCUCCACCCUGUCACUCCUGCUCCUCCUCCAUCCUGUCACUCCUGCUCCACCUCCACCCUGCCACUUCUGCUCCUCCUCCACCCUGCCACUCCUGCUCCUCCUCCACCCUGUCACUCCUGCUCCUCCUCCACCCUGCCACUCCUGCUCCUCCUCCACCCUGCCACUCCUGCUCCUCCUCCACCCUGCCACUCCUGCUCCUCCUCCACCCUGCCACUCCUGCUCCUCCUCCACCCUGCCACUCCUGCUCCUCCUCCACCCUGCCACUCCUCCUCCACCCUGUCACUCCUGCUCCUCCUCCACCCUGUCACUCCUGCUCCUCCUUCACCCUGUCACUCCUGCUCCACCUCCACCCUGUCACUCCUGCUCCUCCUCCACCCUGUCACUCCUGCUCCUCCUCCACCCUGUCACUUCUGCUCCUCCUCCACCCUGCCACUCCUUCUCGUCCUCCACCCUGUCACUCCUGCUCCUCCUCCACCCUGUCACUCCUGCUCCUCCUCCACCCUGCCACUUCUGCUCCUCCUCCACACUGCCACUCCUGCUCCUCCUCCACCCUGUCACUCCUGCUCCUCCUCCACCCUGUCACUCCUGCUCCUCCUCCACCCUGCCACUUCUGCUCCUCCUCCACCCUGUCACUUGUGCUCUUCCUCCACUCUGCCACUCCUGCUCCUCCUCCACCCUGUCACUCCUGCUCCUCCUCCACCCUGUCACUCCUGGUCCUCCUCCACCCUGCCACUCCUGCUCCUCCUCCACCCUGCCACUCCUGCUCCUCCUCCACCCUGUCACUCCUGCUCCUCCUCCAUCCUGUCACUCCUGCUCCUCCUCCACCCUGCCACUCCUCCUCCACCCUGUCACUCCUGCUCCUCCUCCACCCUGUCACUCCUGCUCCUCCUUCACCCUGUCACUCCUGCUCCACCUCCACCCUGUCACUCCUGCUCCUCCUCCACCCUGUCACUCCUGCUCCUCCUCCACCCUGUCACUUCUGCUCCUCCUCCACCCUGCCACUCCUUCUCGUCCUCCACCCUGUCACUCCUGCUCCUCCUCCACCCUGUCACUCCUGCUCCUCCUCCACCCUGCCACUUCUGCUCCUCCUCCACACUGCCACUCCUGCUCCUCCUCCACCCUGUCACUCCUGCUCCUCCUCCACCCUGUCACUCCUGCUCCUCCUCCACCCUGCCACUCCUGCUCCUCCUCCACCCUGUCACUUGUGCUCUUCCUCCACUCUGCCACUCCUGCUCCUCCUCCACCCUGCCACUCCUGCUCCUCCUCCACCCUGUCACUCCUGCUCCUCCUCCACCCUGUCACUCCUGCUCCUCCUCCACCCUAAUGGGGCUCGUCCGGGACACAGGGGACUUCAUACUGAGCCGUGGCAUGGGCGUGGCCGUGUUGUCCGUUCCGUUACACAGGAUGAGUUUGGAGUGUGAGCUGGUGCGGGGAGAGACUCUGGUGGUGGUGUCUGGGCUGACACAGACUCUGGUGGUGGUGUCUGGGCUGACACAGACUCUGGUGGUGGUGUCUGGGCUGACACAGACUCUGGUGGUGGUGUCUGGGCUGACACAGACUCUGGUGGUGGUGUCUGGGCUGACACAGACUCUGGUGGUGGUGUCUGGGCUGACACAGACUCUGGUGGUGGUGUCUGGGCUGACACAGACUCUGGUGGCACAUGGCGGUGGUCUGGCGGAGGUGAUAAUACCUACCAGCGUCACCAUACGAGACACAUGUCUGGAGGAGGAUGAUCAGGACCUGCUGGACCUGGCUCAAAAAGAGUCCAGCCCUCCACUGGUGACGACUGGUCCUCCGACUUUGGACUGUCCACCUGUGCCCAGCCCUCCUGCCAUCGCCCCUCGGACCAUGGACCACGGACUUGUGACCAACCCUCCCCUUGUGGACCGUCUGACCAUCGACCCUUCAGCUGGACCCAGUCAGCCUCCUCUGCCUUCCACCAGCAGCAUUCCACCAGCUGUCCAAGAGGAGGGUGCUUCUGCUCCUGGGAUCCAAGCUAAGUCCACUACACAGUCUCUACCAGUGCCUUCAGUUGUUAUGGGAAGUUUUAAUCAGAGUGACACUGAGAACUUGGAGGAAGUCCAAGAUCAACUGGACGAUGACAUCUUGGAGGAUGCAUGGGGCUUGCUCUGCCCGGAGCAGGAGGCGGAGAGGUUGGAGACGAGGGAGGAGUACAGGGAGAUGUUAGAGGCGAUGGGCUCUGAGCAUGAGCAAGACCCCAUUCCAGACUUGGCUGUAAGGAAUGAGCAAAUCGGGUCCCCUGAGCUCACGCGGAAACUCAUACGUUUCAGAGCUGAAAACGAGGAGAAGUUUUUAAAGUCCAGAUAUAGCGCCAAAAAACAAUGGGAGAUCUUUUUAAAGGAGAACGGGCUGGAGGGGAUAGUUCGUCCAGAUAAGGCUUCCAAAAAGUGGGAAAACUUAAAAAGGAAAUAUAAGGAGUUAAAACUCCUGAAAACAGGCAAAGGAGGUACUGAGGAGGGGGAGAAAACUGCUGCUGAUUGGCAAUACUUUGAGGAUAUGCAUGAGGUGCUGGGCUCCAGACCAUCGGUGGAUCCUCCUGUUGUUGUGGCCUCAUUCCUGGAGGAUGACAACACAACCAUAGUGCUGGAAAUUGAGGAGCCCAGCACCUCUGCAGCUGCACCAUCCUCAUCUACUGCAAAUCAGGAUGAGUCCCAACCCACAGCAUCAUCUGCUCCACCUCCAGCUCCUCCUGCUGCAUCUCCCUCUCCCCUUUGCCGCUCUUCUCAUUUUGUUGUGGGGGGGGGUGGGGGGGGGGGGGGGGGGGGGGUGGGGGCGGGGGGGGGGGGGGGGGGGGGGGGGGGGCGGGGGAGGGGCGGGGGGGGGGGGGGGCGGGGGGGGGGGGGGGGGGGGGGGGGGGGGGGGGGCGGGGGGGGGGGGGGCGGGGGGGGGGGGGGGGGGGAGGGGGGGGGGGGGGGGGGGGGGGGGGGGGGGGGGUGGGGGGGGAACAAUGGAGGGGGGGCGCGCGGGGGGGACGCGGGAAAGAUGUGGAGGGACAGGGGGGGGUAUUGGGGGAUUGGUACCGCGGGGGGGGCCGGGAUCGGCGGGGGGGGGGCGGGGGAAAGGCCCCACCCCCCGGGGCAAAGCGGGGGGGGGCGGGGGGGGGGGGUGGGAUGGGGGGGGGGUGAAGAUGGGGGGGGGGGGGUGUGGGGGGGGGGGUGUCAACAGAUCAGUACGUGA
Messenger RNA from Knipowitschia caucasica, 5970 nucleotides. The record is from the annotation of a GenBank genome assembly. Lineage: Eukaryota; Metazoa; Chordata; Actinopteri; Gobiiformes; Gobiidae.